GAUGUACACAGCUAGCCACAACUGGGGAUGUAUCUAAACUGUAGCUGGUCCCUGAUUAGAUUAACAACUAAGUUUAUGUUUACAAUUAUUUUCUCUUUUUCAUUGGUUGUGGUGCACAACACUGAAUAGUUGUUUUCUGCAAGUUUUUAAAGAUGUCUGUUCCUCAGAAAACAGGAACAGUGAAAUCCAAGCAGGGGCCGAACGCCUUGUCUCAGCAAAAAGCACCAGCUGCAAAGGCUGCGAAAGCGGUCAGUAAGAAAAAGGAUGAAGAAGAUGGUGCUGAGAUGGGUGAAGGGGGAGAUGAGUGGACACAAGGGAAGACACUUAUCAAGCCCCCUGACCAGUUAGACCUCACUGAGGCGGAGCUGAAAGAGGAACUCACAAGGAUCCUGACCGCAAACAACCCACACGCCCCACAGAACAUCGUCCGUUACAGUUUCAAAGAGCGCUCUUACAAACCAAUCAGCAGCGUCGAUCAGAUGGCUGUCCACUUUCUACUGGAGGGCAACCUUCUGCACCAGGACUCUGAUGAAGCACGCAGACAGCUGGCCAAACAAGGCGUUUCUCACGCACCAGUGGAGGCACAUGUGACGGAAACCCGUGGAGCAAUAGCAGACACCCCGACUACGGAUGGCAAAGAGGAUGCGGGGGAGGCCGAAGGAGAGGAAAGAACCGAUAGCGUCGCAUCCAAGGGCAGCAAGAAGGAGCAAAAACUAAUCAAUCAGUUCAACUACAGCGAGAGGGCUUCCCAGACCCUAAACAACCCACUCAGGGAAAGGGGAUGUCAGACUGAGCCUCCUCCUCGUGUUAACUUCUCUGCGACUGCCAACCAGUGGGAGAUCUACGACGCCUACGUCGAGGAGCUGCAGAAGCAGGAGAGGAAUAAGGAGAAGCUGAAAGCGGCCCCCGCCAAGAAGGAGGAGGACAAGGGCAAGAAGAAGAUGAUGCUGGUCGAGGCACAGAGCGAUGACAUCACCAAAGUGGCCAAGGUGGCAAAGAUCAUUGAGCGGAUGGUGAACCAGAAUACAUUUGAUGACAUUGCACAAGACUUCAAGUACUUUGAGGACGCGUCAGACGAGUUCCGUGAGCAAGAGGGCACCCUUCUCCCACUCUGGAAGUUCCAGUACGACAAAGCCAAAAGGCUGUCAGUGACUGCCCUCUGUUGGAAUUUAACUUACGAAGAUCUGUUUACUGUGGGUCUCGGAUCUUACGACUUCACCAAGCAGGGCCGCGGCAUGUUGCUCUUCUACUCCCUGAAGAACACCACCUACCCGGAGUACGCCUACCCCACCACGUCCGGCGUCAUGUGCCUGGACAUCCACACGUCUCUGCCCCACCUGGUGGCGGUGGGCUUCUACGACGGCUGCGUGGCCGUCUACAGCCUGAAGGAGGACGGCCAGCAGCCCACCUACAAGAGCACUGCCAGGUCAGGCAAGCACACGGACCCCGUGUGGCAGGUGAGGUGGCAGAAGGACGACAUGGACAACAAUCACAACUUCUUCUCUGUGUCAUCCGACGGACGCGUCGUAUCGUGGACUCUUGUCAAGAACGAACUGGUCUUCACAGACAUCAUCAAACUGUCUCUGGAGGGAGCCUUGUCAGAGGGACUAGAGGGAAUGCAGCUUCCCACCAUGGCUUGUGGAACCUCCUUUGACUUCCACAAGGAGAUUGAAUACCUCUUCCUGGUCGGCACUGAGGAGGGAAAGAUCCACAAGUGCUCCAAGGCCUACUCCAGCCAGUUCCUGGAUACAUUCGACGCCCACAACAUGGCGGUGGACGCGGUCAGGUGGAACCCCUUCCACCCCAAGGUCUUCAUCUCCUGCAGCUCUGACUGGACCAUCAAGAUCUGGGACCACACCAUCAACACACCGAUGUUCACCUUUGACCUGAACUCCCCUGUUGGAGAUGUGGCCUGGUCUCCAUACUCCUCCACAGUUUUUGCUGCUGCCACCACAGACGGCAAGGUCCACAUCUUUGACCUAAGCAUCAACAAGUACGAAGCCAUCUGCCAGCAGCCAGUGGUAGCCAAGAAGAAGACCAAGCUGACCCACGUGGAGUUCAACCCCGUCCACCCCAUCCUCAUCGUAGGCGACGACCGAGGCAUCGUCACCAGCCUCAAGCUCUCACCCAACCUCCGCAAGAAACCCAAGGAGAAGAAGGGCCAGGAACUGCCCAAGGGUCCAGAGGUGGAGGUCGCCAAGAUGGAGAAGCUUCUGAGCUUGCUGAGGGAGCCAGAGGCCAGCUCUUAAGACCUCACAGGAAUCGCACCUCCCAGACUCCCACCUUUACCAGCCUAACUGCAGUCAUGUGCUACUAAAAUGACCCCCCGUCC
Messenger RNA from Hypomesus transpacificus, 2332 nucleotides. It is a transcript of the gene dnai1.2, whose product is annotated as dynein, axonemal, intermediate chain 1, paralog 2. Gene Ontology annotation, biological process: outer dynein arm assembly; cilium movement. Gene Ontology annotation, cellular component: outer dynein arm. The transcript is spliced from 20 exons. The record is from RefSeq and is a predicted model, not a curated record. Lineage: Eukaryota; Metazoa; Chordata; Actinopteri; Osmeriformes; Osmeridae. The coding region runs from base 153 to 2249 and encodes 698 amino acids. Gene Ontology annotation, molecular function: dynein light chain binding; dynein heavy chain binding.